CCCAGCAUGUCUCCAGACCUAUAACACAAGAUGAGCAUCUGUGGGGCAUCCUCAAACGGAAGGUGGAGGAGUGCAAGGUCUCUAACAUCCACCAUUCUUCGUGAUGUCAUUGAGGAGUGGAAGAGGACUCCAGUGGCAUCAUGUGAAAGCUCUGUUGAACUCCAUGCCCAAGAGGGUUAAGGCAGUGCUGGAAAAUAAAGGUGGCCACACAAAAUAUUGACACUUUGGGCCCCAUUUGGACAUUUUCACUUAGGGGUGUACUCACUUUUGUUGCCAGCCGUUUUUUACAUUAAUGGCUGUGUGUUGA
Staurois parvus is the source of this 307-nucleotide messenger RNA. The record is from the annotation of a GenBank genome assembly. Lineage: Eukaryota; Metazoa; Chordata; Amphibia; Anura; Ranidae.